CUCAACUCCAUCCACUCCAUCUUUCUUACAAGAAAAAUGUCCCUACCUGCCCUUCCCCAAUGUCCUCAAUCGCACGCCCCCCAGACCCCUGCCUAGUGGCAAUCGUCCUGAUCGUCCGCUCGCGAGCCGGCCCUCGCUUCGUAUUCCACUAUCCCCCCAACCCGCUCAGCGAGAACGGCCUGCGACCCGCAGCCACCACCAGCAAAGCGCGGCGCGCGUCACGCACCAAAAGCGGCCAGGGCGCGCGGGGCAAUGACUCGAGCUCCAGCGAGGACAGUGGCUCGACCUCCUCCGAAGACGAGGAGGAGCACCAUGCGCCCAGCCAGAACCCCAGUUCCACGCACCUCGCCGGCAGCGCGGUGUCGGCGACCACCGGUCGGCGCUCGAGUAACUUCGGUCUAGACGAUCAUGUGGCCAUGUCUGUGUCGCCUGGGGGCGACUCUCAACGGCCGGGGUCCAUCAGCUCGAGUCGCACGCUGCUGCGCAAACGUGGCGGCGCCUCCGACGUCGAAGACGAUCCGGGGACGGCGUCGGAUCGGCAGGAGGAUGGGUCGGGGGGCGCCGGGGGCCCGUUCCGCGCGCCGUGGGAGUCGAUGCUCGGGCUGCCUGCGGACGUCUGGGAGAAGGUGCUGAGCCCGUCGCGGUCGUGGCACAAACGGCGGUUCGAGGUCGGGAUCAACGACCUGGCGUUCGUCGGGUGGCCGGUGUUUGUGCGCGAGGAAGGGACCUGGCGGAAGCAGCGGCGGAAGAAGAAGAAGCCGCGCGCCGACUGGGAGGGCGGAGAGCUGGGUCACAAUGAAAAUGUCGAGGACGUGCAGGACGAUGGGCCGGAGGCGACGAUGGCCGCGUCGACGGAGACGCUGAAUCCCAGCGGAUGGGCGGCGGCGGAAUCGCAGCGCGCGUCGAUGACUUCGAUGGCGUCGAUGACCAGUAGUAAGACCGGGGGAGGAGGGCCGGCGAGCGAGUUGCUGGACGCGGAUGAUAAGGACUCCAUGACGAUGUUCAAUGUGGUUUUCGUGCUGGAUCCGCCCUUGCUCGAGUAUUCGCUGCGCAUUCGGGAGAUCUACGACAAUAUCAUCAAGAAGUUUGCGAAGGCCUUGAAAUGGGAACAGGCGCGGACGGACUAUGUCUGGAGGGAGGCCCAGCAUAUCUCACACAUCAAGGAGAAAGCGAAAGAGAAGAGAAUGUCUGUCAACACUCUCUACUCGGAGCUCAUCAAUCAAUCGUCCCUGGCUAGGGCCAUCUACACCGUCUACUCUAGUAUCUCCGCGUCGAAGAUCGCGUCCGUUGGGCUGGGCCCGGACGUGUCCAUUUCCCUCCAGAUUCCUCCUUUAACCUCGACACCGUACCUGCCUGGUCCAACCGACAAGGCAUAUCCUGGUCUCUGGCUCACGACGGCAGACAGCGUCACUCCGGUGGAUGAUCCGACAGCCGAUGAGAAUACGGCACCGCACCAGGUCCCGGCCAAACACUUUGCGCUACUGUUGCUGGACAACGAGACCAGUAUCUUGAAGGAUGUUGAGUCGUCUGGGGGAGCGUUGGCUCCCGCACUCGCUCACUACAUUCGCUGUUCAAAACCGACCAAGUCCUUUGCUCAGAUAUCUGCAUCGUCCGGAAUCUCCCUCUCCACCAUCCAGCUUCUGGCAAGCCAUCUUGUGUACUGGAGACGGGCACGUGCGAUUCCGCCCCUUCAUCAACGAGAUACUUUCAUCGUCUCUCCGAACUGCGACCUGAGCAAACUGGAGGUGGCGACGACUGCCUAUCAAACGGCAUUUCCCACGCUUCCAAGCCUCCCAAAGAUGUUGUCCGCUCUGAGCGGGACCCCCCGACCUUACGGAAGCUUCAUCCCCAGCAAAGACCACAAAGAUACCUAUUUCGCCAUCCUCGCCUGGCUGUUGCGUGGAGGGUGGGUGACCCAGCUUCGAUCUUUCUCCCGAGUCAAAGUCAACCCGGAAAUCAAAAUGGCCGUGGAGAUGGCCCUGCGACGCGAAGAAGUCGAUAGAUACCUGGGGAAGCGAGGGCCGGACGCAGGAAAGCGCGGCGAGUCUUACGACAGCGAUGAUGACUUUGACGAUGCGAGCUCCUCUUCGUCUUCGUCCCUCGCAAGCCAAGGCAGCGGCGAAGAAACGCCCAUGCCGGGACGGUCCAAUCUCGAGGGCGGGAUGCGCCUGACGCACUCCGUGCUGGACAGACAUGCGUCGCUCAAAACCUCUUCCCUGAUCCUAUUCCCGCAUCGUGCCUCGCCGCUUGAGUCGCGGUGGCUUGACGAGAUCGUGGCGCGGUUCCCCGACCGCCCACGGUUCUUCCUGCGCGGUCGUGCCGGCAGACCCGGGGAUGCCGGCGAGGGCGACUUGGAAUACGCGGGGCUUCGGAACUCGAUGAAGGAGUACUGGCCCACCUACAUCAAGUACUUUAACGGAUACGACGCCGUCGAAAAAAUCCCGGUGCGGGAGAACCUCAAGCGCAAACUGGUCUGGCAGGUGCUGGCGCGGUUGGGAUCCGUGACCAGCUCGCAGUCCUCUCUGGAGCUGGAUCCGGCCGAACAGGUCUUGAUCAUUGAGGUUAGGUUGGCUUCUGCGGAGUACCUUUGUAUUCAGACUACAGAGGCUGAGGAUAUUACAGACGGAGUCCGCACCGAUGAUCUUAAAUCACCAUAA
Aspergillus steynii IBT 23096 is the source of this 2657-nucleotide messenger RNA. RefSeq names its product nitrogen permease regulator 3 family protein. Gene Ontology annotation, biological process: cellular response to amino acid starvation; TORC1 signaling; negative regulation of TORC1 signaling. The transcript has 4 exons. The record is from RefSeq and is a predicted model, not a curated record. Bases 60 to 2657 code for a protein of 865 amino acids. Lineage: Eukaryota; Fungi; Ascomycota; Eurotiomycetes; Eurotiales; Aspergillaceae. Gene Ontology annotation, cellular component: GATOR1 complex.